AUGAAGAUAAGAGAAGAAAGCGACUUUGAUGAACGGAAUCAUCGCACGAGAAGAAAGCUCAACACCUCCGGCAGAUUCGGAUGGCAAGAAGUUGUGCUUGUCGAUGACAACCUUUGUGGUGCUUCCCCACUCCUUUUGAAGUCCAUCGAGGCACUCUGGCAAGAGUUGCUCAACAAGACGGAGAUCCUUCUCACGGCAACGAAGAACGACUUCCUUUUCGAGCAAUUGAAGAAGUCCUUGCAUGACAAGUCCCUUCAAGAUAGCUGGGUAACGGGCAGCGUCUCCUGA
Molecule: messenger RNA, 288 nt
Organism: Caenorhabditis remanei
Lineage: Eukaryota; Metazoa; Nematoda; Chromadorea; Rhabditida; Rhabditidae
Exons: 2
Coding region: 1-288 (95 amino acids)
Source: RefSeq, a predicted model, not a curated record